UUCUGCUGGCUCAGUCGUGAAGAGUGAGGGUUUGAACAUCGUCAUUCUGCGUGUUUGGCACGCGAUUAGCUGAGACGUCUGCUUGUUUUCGAGUGUUAAUUCUUUAUAAGCCUUUACUGGGUUUUAAAAAUAGAUUUUAGUCAAGAGCACCUCAGUUUUGCUCUGCAACAGGCAAGGGAUUGUCGGAACGCACACGAGUGUAGUCAAUUGUUGCAGGACCUGCAAAGGAUAAAGUGUGUACGUUUAUUUGUGUACUCUCAUUCGUCUAUUCGGAACUGGGCGCUCCAGCUCCUGAUGCAACAAAACUGGAACUGGAAACUUGAACAACCAUCUCUAUUCUGAUCACGAAUUUCAGCAAAGUGAGGGAAGACUUCACUGUACCUACGUACGAUUUAAAACCCAUCUUUAUUCAAAAUCGUUGACACUUUUAAAUUCUUUUUUUUCGGUGUUUCUAUUUGGAACUUUAAAAAAAAUAAAUAAAAGAAAACAACCUUGACAUUCUGACCAUUUCCUACUCCUAUAACCAAAAGGUUGUUUGAUUUUGUUUUUCAAAUCACAUAAGACCAACAUGAAAAUGGUAAAAUAUCAUGACCAGAAUUACCCAGCUGUUUCCCAGCCUCUCUGACGAACAUUGCAUACUGCAGAAUCAUCCACCUGUGCUGAGUUGGCGACAUAAAAUAAACAUUAUCCCCCAAACGGAUGUAUGCCUCUUGGACGAGAUCCAGACUAGCCUAGCCUCCGUCUCGUGUUUCUAGGAAUUUCACUUGUUCGAUAAGAAGAAAAAAAAUUAGUAGACCUAAAUCUAGACGGAAGUCGUCAUUUUUGUUUUAAGAUUACAAAGCGUUUCACUGACUACAUCCUUAUAGCAUCAUCAUUUGGCUUUCUGCUCAGAUAGAGAGAUCUGUUUUAUCUCCGGAUUUACUAACACUUUUCAGUUUGGAAGAUUUAUCCAAACAUUCAGAUCUAUCGUUUUCUGCUUGGAAGAAAUGUUCUAGAAUUUCAGUUUAGGAAAUUUGUCUACAAAUUUAUCAAGGUUUUUCACUUUGAACAUUUAAUUUAUUUACGAAUUUACGACAGUUUUCAGUUUGAAGACUGAUUUUUCGACCAAUAAUUUAUUAAAUCGUUGAAGAAUAGAUCAAGUGUGUUAUAUUUUGUGGACAAAUCUUGCUUCAUAAAAUCCCUCAAUAUGGCUCGAAGGGAAAAGUUCGCCAUGUUCAUCAACGCAACAACGAACGCCACUCAGCAGGACGGCACGGGUCAAGGACUGGACCCAUUUCUUGAGCCGGACGGCACGGAGGGGGACGUGGACAGUAAGACGAUGAUCAUCUGUGGCGCUGUGGGUGUCCUGGUGAUGGUCAUCGUCAUGUGUGUUCUGCUGUGUUACCGGGAGCUCAGUCGCCGGAGGGAGGAGUUCGAAUUCAUGGACGAGCUGGCCAGGAAAGACUUCAUCAAGAAAAAUGUGCAGAGUAAACUUGAGCAGUUGAAGCGUUGCGAGGACUCCCGCUCGUUCCUGGAGCAGAUGGAGCUGAAGGUUCCCUACGUCACGUUCGGAGGUGUGACAAAGAUCAGCCCCGUCCCGUCGUUUGACAGUCUGGUUCACCGCACGGGCUCACACCUACACCUCCCCCACCACCACAACUACCAGCCGCUCACGUCUGCAGAAGAGCUCGAGGAAGACAGCAACAGGAACAACAGCAAAAACAAGUACAGAAGAAACAGCGACACCACCGCAGGCAUAAACAUCCUCACCGGAAAUAAUGGCGGCGGCGGAAGCGGAAGCGGCGACGGACGAGCCAAUCAGCGACGUCUGUUUCAUGGCAACGGUCAUCGCCCUCAUGUGAUUGGCGGUUCUGGGAGGUCGUGGCUGGGGUUGGUGCGCGGGUUUUUCAGACGUCAGAGCUCCAGCUCGGAGGAGAGUGAGAGUGGGGGGGAGGAGUGUGAUAACGGCAUUUGGAUAGAAGCAAUCACUGAGAUGGAGAAAUAGUGGGGAAAAGUCUCGUCCGGGUAAAAGUAAAGUAUACCCCUCCCCCGCCCGCCCUCCCAAAACGUACACACGUCUUGGAGCAUAACAACUACUACAGACUACUGUUUCCUUUUAACUCUUUCACUGUCAGGCCUGCUCCACAAUCCUACCAAAGAGCCCAAAACAGUUUUGGGUCAGGCUCUGAAGGAGCUUAUGUAAUAGCCAGGGCACACUGUCAAUCUGAUUCAUUUGAUUCAGUCGAGGCCAGUCAGAUCACCCUCUAUGGUGAGGAAAAGUCUAACCAUUUUGACACUGUAUGACGGAAUUCAACCCGGGUCCACCUUCGACCUUGAAAAACAAACGUGUUUGAUUUGAAGGGAACCCCCGAACAAGGUUAGAUUCGUUCGUAUUAUGCUAAAAUGAUAGCUUUUGCUCUUCUACGAAGGAAAAUCUGGUUGGCCCCAACAGAAUCAAAUGAAUCAAAUAGUGAGUGUGCACUUGUUAAAGGACACAACUGAAACCCAGCUGUGGCCUCCAUAAUGAUCCCAAAAGUUGUGCUUUAGGUCAAGCAGUUCAGGAUGGGGGAGGGGGGGGGGGGGUUAUACUUUACUUUUACUGUUCGUUCAAUCAAAGUAGGGACAAUCAUUAGAAAACUAGAUCACUGGUUUGGAGUCGGGAAUUGUUUUACAGUCUGUCUCAAAACUCUUUGUAUUUGUACAGGAUAUAUGAAGAUGAAGGUGAAGUGGGUCAAUUUGACCAAAGCUGGAGAUAGACCACUAUUAUUUUUUGCGGGCACAGUGGUGGUCAGACGAGUAAACCACUGGUCUGGUACAACAAGGAUUGUUCCAUUGUCUCAAAGUAAUGGAUAGGUAGUCUUUCUUUUAACACUCAGGGAGACCACGGGGAAAACAGGCAAAGUCACAAAAUGGAAGGCGUGAGGAUAUCGAUUUUAGGAACUUGUAGGGUCAAAAUUUUGAUUCUUUUAAACUGCUGGUUUAUUCAUAAUCCUCAAAUGCCGGAUGUGAAACAGACUUUGGCGAUCAUGAAUUUCUAUUCUUAUUUUUUUUCCCCCUUUUUUUUUUUUUUUGGUAAAUGUUUCACAGCGCUGCAACUGCAUAAGGUCAUAUGAGCAUGCGUCGCACAAUACGCAUUUUCAGUUUGGUAGGAAUUAAUAUUCAUUCAUCUUUCUUCUCGAAAGCUCCGCGAAAAACCUCCUGUAUUAUAAUUAUUUUAUCUUAGUCUUUCCCCAUCACCCAUUAAUUUGUCAGGGUUUUCCUAGCAGGUUACUUUGGGCUCAUCCCUGUUUUGUUUGCUUUUCUAAA
Molecule: messenger RNA, 3285 nt
Organism: Aplysia californica (California sea hare)
Lineage: Eukaryota; Metazoa; Mollusca; Gastropoda; Aplysiida; Aplysiidae
Exons: 3
Coding region: 1187-1984 (265 amino acids)
Source: RefSeq, a predicted model, not a curated record